CUUUCUGGUAAGAAAUCUCUUCUUUUUAUGUCAUUAUUAUACUUUUCGUACAUUCAAUCUCUAAUCUUUAAUCUUGCAAACCAAGAUGAAUUGAGCCUGGGAUUCGCUUUUGAUUCCUAGGGUUUCAAUUUUUUGUAGGAUUGGAUUUUUUUUUCUUUUAUUCUUUGUAUAGUACUGUUUAUAUUGUAAAAAAAAAAGAUGUGGGGGAAAUUACUGUGGAUCUGUACAGAUAGUUUAAGACUUUUUAGCAUUCAAUUUUAGAGUGUUGGAAAAUCUUUGUUCUUCAAAUUUUCACAGUCAACCAUGUCUUCGGCUGGUCUUGCUGUUGUCCCGGUUCGAAAUGAACCUUUGAUCCCUCCUGAUCACAUGAAUCCUGAAUUGGGUCUUUGUGAAAACGAAUCAAUUUGGAUUUAUCUGGCCCUUUCCGAAUCAAUGAUUCCAAUGCGGGUUCUGGAAUCGGAUUCUAUUGAAUCCUUGAAGCUACGCAUUCAAACCUUUAAAGGUUUUGUUGUGAAGAAUCAGAAGUUGGUUUGUGGAGGCCGGGAGCUGGCGCGGAGCAAUUCACUUGUUCGUGACUAUGGAGUGAACGAUGGAAAUGUUCUACACUUAGUUCUUAGGCUUUCUGAUCUCCAGGUCAUUCAUGUUAAGACUACAGCUGGGAAAGAAUUUACCUUUCAUGUUGAACGAGGGCGUGAUGUUGGUUAUGUGAAGGAGCAGAUUGCUAAGAGGGAGAAAGGUUUUUCUGAUUUUGAUGACCACGAAGUUGUUUGUGAUGGGGAGCGAUUAGAGGAUCAGAGGCUUAUUGAUGAUCUAUGUACGCACAACAGUGCUGUAUUGCAUUUAUUGGUUCGGAAAUCUGCCAAAGUUAGGGUUAAGCCUGUUGCUAAGAAUUUCGAGUUGUCUAUUGUGGCACCAGAAUUGAAACGCAAGCUAGAAUAUGAUCUUGGUGAUGAAGAGAAUUCUUGUAGAAGAUAUGAAGUUGACAGGGAGGUUGAACCAAGAAAGCCUCCUGAUAGGGAUUUUGUAUUAAAGCCUGUUAUUGUUAAUCCCAAGUUUGAAUUACCUUCGGUCAUUGUUGAUAUGAUUAACUCCACAUUUGAUGGAUUGUACAAUGGAAAUUUUCCAAUCAGGUCUGUAGAGGGUACUGGAGGAGUCUAUUUCAUGCAAGAUUCAUUAGGCCAAAAGUUUGUUUCUGUUUUUAAGCCGAUUGACGAGGAGCCUUUAGCUGUUAAUAAUCCUCGAAAAUUACCAGUGUCACCAGAUGGUGAAGGGCUGAAAAAGGGUACACGAGUUGGAGAAGGAGCAUUCAGGGAAGUAGCUGCUUAUAUCUUGGAUCAUCCUAAAGGAUGUGAGGAGAAGGGUUUUGCUGGGGUUCUUCCUACUGCUCUGGUCAAGUGUUUGCAUACUGGCUUCAACAAUCCAGAUGAUUUAGCAAUUGUCAAGAUUGGGUCAUUGCAGAUGUUUGUGGAAAACAAUGGAAGUUGUGAGGAUAUGGGUCCUGGGUCUUUUCCGGUUGAGCAAGUACAUAAAAUCUCUGUGUUGGAUAUAAGAUUGGCUAAUGCUGAUAGGCACGCUGGAAAUAUUUUAUUGAGCAAAGAUGAAGAUGGACAAACAGUGCUGGUUCCAAUUGACCAUGGCUAUUGCUUACCUGAAAGCUUUGAAGAUUGCACAUUUGACUGGCUGUAUUGGCCUCAAGCUCGUCAAUCCUACUCACCUGAGACACUUGAAUAUAUAAAAUCAUUGGAUGCUGAAGAAGAUAUUUCCCUUUUGAAAUUCCUUGGAUGGGAUAUGCCACCAGAGUGCGCACGCACUCUCCGCAUCUCCACCAUGCUCCUCAAAAAGGGUGCAGAGAGAGGGUUCACUCCCCAUGCGAUUGGAAGUAUAAUGUGCAGGGAGAAUUUGAAGGAGGAAUCUCCAAUUGAGCAAAUGGUCCAAGAGGCACAGGAUUCCGUGCUUCCUGGCACAAGUGAAGCUGCAUUUCUGGAGACACUCUCUCAGAUCAUGGAUCGACAUCUUGAUGAGAUUACUGGGCUAUGAAAAUGCUAACCCAAAACACUUUUAAUAGUGAUGAACAUCUUUAGAGAAUGCUGGUUUUUAUAGUUGCUAGUUAAGUAGUUGCACAUACCUUCUAUUCAGCAGAAUGCACAAUGGUCUAUUCUUUCUUCUCCUCCCUUUGAUGCGAUUCUCUAUUCUUUAUGGCACUUUACAGAAUGCCACUUAGUUAGAGGUUCACAAUCAUUUCAAUUGUUUAUCAAGAUGUUUUUUUGUUGGUUUUUUGAAAUUUGAAGUAAAGACACGAGUUUCUUCUCA
Gossypium raimondii (Peruvian cotton) is the source of this 2310-nucleotide messenger RNA. Its product is annotated as phosphatidylinositol 4-kinase gamma 4. Bases 304 to 2037 code for a protein of 577 amino acids. Gene Ontology annotation, molecular function: protein binding. The transcript is spliced from 2 exons. The record is from RefSeq and is a predicted model, not a curated record. NCBI's taxonomy places the organism in Eukaryota, Viridiplantae, Streptophyta, Magnoliopsida, Malvales, Malvaceae.